Messenger RNA from Rhizophagus irregularis DAOM 181602=DAOM 197198, 2127 nucleotides. NCBI's taxonomy places the organism in Eukaryota, Fungi, Glomeromycota, Glomeromycetes, Glomerales, Glomeraceae. The record is from RefSeq and is a predicted model, not a curated record.
AUGGCUGAAUCGUACAAUUGUUUACGUCUAGAUAAUGGUUACGUUUUCCAGGUGGAAGUUUACAAAAAUGAAAAUGACAAUGACGAUAAAAAAUUCUUUGAAAUUGAUGGUAAAAAAAUUUUACUCGAAGAACUAAAAGUUGGUCAACUUGCGAAUCUUAUAAAACAUAAUGGAAUGUUUGAAGGUUCUGACAUGCUAAAUCUUUGGCAAGUUGACGUCGACGAAAAUAUGUUUAACCAUAAUUUUACUGAAGAGGAUAUUAAAAACCUUGGAGGUGUGAUUAUGAAAAAUCAAAGCAAGUUUAUAAAAUAUUUUCAAGAUGGAUAUAAACCUAAGGAGGAAGAUAACAUCAGCAUCGUUGCUGUCAUCGCAACUACCACCACUGAACUAGGAAGAAAAAGACCUUUAACGGAAGAAGAAACUACAACAGGGAGAAGAUGGGCAGUUAAUAGUGCUCUCUUCCAAGAGGAGAGUGAAUGGAUCUACUAUGCCGAACCAGAGGGAAAUGAAUCGCUUCUUAAGAUGAUUAAGUUACGUGAAUAUGUGGCGUUAUAUGGUGCACGGGCAUCCGGAAAGUCUACACGGGUGCAACAUAUAAGGAAACCGUUAAAGGAUAAUGGCUUUGUUUGCAUUUAUGUAAGUUUUGAACAUAUUAACAUAAAAACUGAGGAAAGUUUUUGGAGGACGUUAGGGGCUGCUAUCAAGCGAGAUGCUCGUAGAAACAUUAAUUUCAAAUCUGCAAGUGUUUUCGGGUCUUAUAGUGAUUUGAGAAUAAAUUCCAGUACUGAUUUUCUUGAAAUAUUUGAAAAAGACAAUUGGAAUAAUAAUGUUGUUCUCUUCAUUGACGAGUUCGAUAAACUGUAUGAUGCGGAUGAAGAUGUCAAGUCCUCGUGUCUGGAAACAUUUCGUGGCAUGAAAAACUCAAAAUAUAACUAUGCUAUGAAAAUGACUACGUCACCCUUUAAUGUUAAUGAGCCAUACCGAAACCCAAAUUUCACGCUGGAUCAAGUGCAGUUCCUAUAUAAUGAAUUUGCGAAUGAUUUCAAUUUCAUCAUUGAUCCAGAGAUCAUUGAAGAUAUCUACAGACGGACAAGCGGGCAUGCCGGCCUUGUCUGCCUUUGCGGACGUUCUAUCCAGAAUAAUUUAAUUAAGGACAUUAACGACGAAGAUAAGAAGCUUAACUUUUCAAUCUGGUCGAAAUUUGCUUUAUCGCUAUUGCAAGUGGAGAUACUUGGAUAUUCUACCUUUAAUAAGAUGAUCGAUUCGCUUAAAAAAGAGGACGCCAAGUCUGCUGUUGGUCUUCUUCGAUCUAAAUUCCUAGGAUUCCUCGAUUAUGUGCAGAUCUAUGAUGAAAAAGAACGAAACCUAAUACAAUUCUUGGUAGCUGAGAGUGCGUUAAUCAGGAAUGAAAAGACCAAGAAUGAGUUUAAAAUGUCAUCUGCUCUUGUAGAUGAGCUGAUUCGGCGACGAGUUAUUCCUGAAGUAUACAUGACUUCCCCGGUAGAUGCAAUUCCCAAAAAAGAUGAUGAUUCUCUGGAUAUUCUCAAAAUUUUGCAGAAUGCUGUCCAGUUCUUCGAUAAGGACAUCAUUACUAAUGCAUUCGGAAGGUCAUUUAAAUCUUCACGUGAAUUGUAUGUGAAUGGUCUAAAAAAGAAAUGUGUUCCUAGGGAAAGCGUGUACGACACAGAGCUGAACAGGAUUCUGGUUAACUGGCUAGUUAAGAGGGCUGGCUUCGAGGUCACUGGACAGUGGCAUCUGAUUGAAGAUGUUGAGGACGCAUAUAGCGAUAUAGUAAUUACAACGAAGCGUCAAAAAAUUGUUCUCGAGCUUUUGGCCACUACAACAAGAAAUGAACUCAAUGAACACUUUGAUAGGGUGCUUAAGUAUGCUAAAGAACUAUCUGCAGAUGAUAUUUGGGUAGUAAACUUUACAUGUGAAGACGGUUAUGGAGUUCAGAAAACUAAGAAUAGACCUCAUUGGCCACCUGAUGAUAAUGAUAGAAUUAAUGUUAUACACUUUUUUCAUGACCAUCUGUUUGAAUAUGUACUAAUGAAUGCCCGAUAUGUAGAUAGCUCUAAUAACAACUUUAAGUAUAUUAUAGAUCGUACUAUAUCGUUACAAUCUUAG